This is a messenger RNA of Leptosia nina, 1128 nucleotides long. NCBI's taxonomy places the organism in Eukaryota, Metazoa, Arthropoda, Insecta, Lepidoptera, Pieridae. The record is from the annotation of a GenBank genome assembly.
AUGAUACCGCCUUCAGUUGGCAUCGCAAAAGAGAAUCGGUUCAAAAUGUCGUAUCAGCAAAGAAGGGAUCUCAGGGAAAUUACAAGAGACAUCAUUAGAGAAGCCCGCGUUUCAAAUAAACAAAAGUCAAUGUCGCCUGGAGCUCGAGACAGGUUUCCAUCUACAUCGUCAACUGAUGAAAAUGAAUCUGGAACUGAUGGUGAAAAUGAAAGAAAAAGAAUCACCAUUUCUUAUGGAGGAUUACCGAUGUCACAGAAUCCGGGUAACAUGAUCAUACGCAAACGGCGUGGAAACUUGCCAAAGCAAUCAGUGAAGAUUUUGAAGCGAUGGCUGUAUGAACAUCGGUACAAUGCAUACCCGAGUGACGCAGAGAAGCUUGCACUCAGUCAGGAGGCUAACUUGACUGUACUGCAGGUAUGCAAUUGGUUCAUCAAUGCACGUCGCCGUAUUCUGCCCGAGAUGAUUCGUCGCGAAGGCCAAGAUCCUCUGCACUAUACUAUAUCUCGUCGCGGACGGAAGCAGCUUAACUCCAGCGAUGCAGAUGGAGAAGCUGGUGCCAGUAGCUUAGUGGUUACUUCCUGGGAUGGCUCUGAAAUGGAGGGCGAAGGAGAAAGUGGCCGUGAGCACAGUUAUGGUGAUGGACUCCUCGUAUACCGAAGCGACGGUGAAAUGGUGGAAGAGGGCGAGGACAGGUCGGGCCAGGAGGAGGAGUACUCCUCGGGGGCAGUCAGCGAAGAGGACGUCAAGUACGACCCUUCUGUGUGGCACUCGGUCAUACGCUACGGGACAGAUGAUGUGCACCCGGCAGCCAGGGGUUCCGCGGCGGUAGUGACGGUGCGCACGAUGGACGGCGAGGCAGUAGAGGGGAACGAACAGAUGGAGACAGAGGAGGCCGGGGACGAUGCGGAAGGGGGCACGACGGCCACGUGGCGCCCACAAGUGACGAGGGUUCCCCAGGUCACGCCGAUUCGACGCAGGCUGCAGGUGGUAGGAACGAGCGUGCCAGAAGCGGGGGUCGAGAAGGACAAGUUUAAUUCUCCUCAGAGAGGACGGUUGCACGGCGCACACAUAUCUAUCGAAAUUUUCCAAGAUUAUGAGACAUCCUUGCAUAAUAAAGGAGGCGGAUAG